AUGACAGAUGACGACUUUGAGCACGGUCUCUUUGAAGACUCUGAAGGAUCGCCUGAGGAGGAAGUUGUGAAGCCACAUUUCACUACCAGUGAUAGUCCUCAAGCUGAUGAUUUACCUACGACACUUCCUGAUUUGACACCGGAAUCACCAGUGGAACCUGAACCCGUAGUCCAAGAGGCACUGCAGAAGUCUAUACCUAGGACGGCAUAUCCAGUGAGGGACCAUCAUUUGGUGAUAUGCAAGUUCCCGCCAGCUGUAUCCAUGGCAGCGUCACCCUUCAACGAGAUGCAAGAACGUCAGAUGUUGCUCCAGAAUCCCCAAAUAUUGGAAGAGCCUGUGAGUAGUGACAAUCUGGUAAUGAUGCGUUGGCGCUUCAAGAGAAACCCUGAGGGCAGCGAGGAACCAUUUGGUGUCCUGGAGACCAAUACUCAUUUUGUGGAGUGGGACGACGGCAGUUUCACCGUAUUCGUAGGGAGGACACCAUUAAAUGUCGAUUAUCGCAGCGAAACCGUGUUCCUUCUCGAGGACUCAUGCCCAGAUUUGAAACCUAUUCACGCUGUGAUAACAGAGCGCAUGCAGACUAAAUUCUCAAACAUUUUGAAGAACAAGUUUACCAGAUCUAAGGAACUUGGAGCAAAGCGCCAAAAGAUGGCAAUCACAUCGAUAGCUGAUGCAGUAUCUUCUAACAUCAGCGUUCAGCGUCAGAGGCUUGUGACACGCGAAAACGAGCGUUUCCGCCGUAUCCAGCGGGGCAGCGCAUACAAGCCACGCGGAUUAACUCGUCAAUUCCUUGAGAGCGACAGCGACUCGGAAUGA
Messenger RNA from Babesia sp. Xinjiang, 816 nucleotides. RefSeq lists its product as uncharacterized. Lineage: Eukaryota; Apicomplexa; Aconoidasida; Piroplasmida; Babesiidae. The record is from RefSeq and is a predicted model, not a curated record. Bases 1 to 816 code for a protein of 271 amino acids. Gene Ontology annotation, cellular component: Cdc73/Paf1 complex. Gene Ontology annotation, biological process: transcription elongation by RNA polymerase II. The transcript has a single exon.